AUGAGCAGCCAGGAUUACUACAACCCCCAGCCCCAGGGCUAUGGCCCGCCGCCGGGGGGAUACCAGCAAGGCUACCCGCAACAGCCACAAGCAGCGUACGGCCCUCCCAUGGGCGGGCCCCCUCCGCACCAGCAGGGCUACUACCCGCCCCAGCAGCCGCCGAUGCAGUACCACCAGCAGCAACCGCCGCCGCCGCAGGGCCGACCUCACGGAGGUGGCGGCGGCGGCGGCGGGCAGAAGCAGAGGGGCUGUCUGGCGGCGUGUCUCGCCACGUUGUGCUGUUGCUGUCUUUGCGAUGGGGCGUGUGAGGGUUGUGCCGACUGGUGA
Messenger RNA from Verticillium dahliae VdLs.17, 327 nucleotides. RefSeq lists its product as uncharacterized. Bases 1 to 327 code for a protein of 108 amino acids. The record is from RefSeq and is a predicted model, not a curated record. Lineage: Eukaryota; Fungi; Ascomycota; Sordariomycetes; Glomerellales; Plectosphaerellaceae. The transcript has 2 exons.